Bursaphelenchus xylophilus (pine wood nematode) is the source of this 1654-nucleotide messenger RNA. The record is from the annotation of a GenBank genome assembly. Lineage: Eukaryota; Metazoa; Nematoda; Chromadorea; Rhabditida; Aphelenchoididae.
AUGGCGGGGUUGGGGGUUUGUUUUGUCUGGAUUAUCGGCUGUUUUAUUUACGCCUCUCAAGUUGAUCCAAGUGGAAUGACGGGAGUUGUGCCGGCUCCAUUUAUUCCCUCGAGAAAUGAGCAUGUCAUUGAGAAUGAUUUCUGCAAUGUUUGCAGAAUGGAUGUGUGAGUUGAUUUUGAUGAUAUUACUCCUUGAUCAUAGAAGAAAUCGUAUUUUAAAAUAGUAAAAAGUGAUUAAAAAACCUUUAAAAUCUUCAGCGCCCCUGGUACGAGGCACUGCCGGACUUGCAAUAAAUGUAUACCCGGGUUUGACCAUCAUUGCCAGUUUUUGAACAAUUGUAUUGGAAGACUGAAUUAUCGGUGAGUGAGAGAAUACCGUAGCUAUAGGUGUACUGGCCCGUUACUGGUUUAAAAAAUCGCCGGCAGUUUUCUUUGCAUAUUCAAUUUAUCCUUUUUGCACCGUGCAAUAGGCUUUUUUUUGGCUGUCGCUUGCACUGUCUUUUUUCGCACAGUGUCAAAGCCAAAAAUCAUGCCGGAGACUUUCUGGAAGGACUAGUAGUGUAAGGAACGGCAAUUGCGACUCUCUAUUUUCUUCAAUUUUUCCCAUUCUCUGGAUAGGUCGCGCAUCACUCUCUUAAAACUUCACUGACACUUUUCAAGCACGGCCAAGAUGUUUAGCGGUAAUUUUUUGAGAGAGUACGAAAGGCGAGGAGAGUCGGUCAGACGAAAAAUUGUCUCUAAUUGCAUGCGUUUUUAUCGGAAAAGAGUUAGGCUUUUGCAGAUGGUUCGACUUUUUUAUCACUGACUUUUUCAAGCCGGAAGAUGCAAAAAGCAGUCAUCUUUUUUGUCAUCCUUUGUCGUCAGAAUCUUGUUUUCAUUGUGAUAUCAACCUGUCGGGAAAAUAAUGUGGAUUUGACACAGUGAAAAGUCUCGCCUCGUCGCAGUCUGUCACCGAGUCUCCAGCCGCGGCUAGCCGUCGCAAAGCGAUGUUUGGCGAUUCCAUGUCGCGACGAAUCCACAUAAUCUUCCCGACAGACUGAUAGUUUAUUUCUGCCAAGUUUUCGCUAAAUCAAAGGGUAGCAAAUCCGUCACUUCAAUUUUUUUGAUGCCCUCUGGAUGAUACUGACACCAGAUGAUACUGAAAUAUUCUUUGUUGAUGAUUUCACUGUAAUUCCAGUUCCUUUUUAGGAUCUUUGUGCUUUUUGUGUCAUCAGUUUUCAUUGGUUCUUCAAUUGGCCUUUCUGUUUGUUUCUACGGCCUUUGCUUGUUCUUCCACGAUGAAACAAGCGAUAGUAAGUACCGCUUACCUUUUUCAAAAGCCAAAUUUAACUUUAGUCCCAUCAAAAUUUGAUCCCGAUUAUAUGGCCUUCAACAAGUUCACAUGGCUUACUUUAUGCCUAACUUCGGUGUUUCUAUUGGCAUUUACUGCGGUUUCAACAGUAACGUUGUUAGGAUUCCAUACAAUUUUAUGUUUUCAAGGGCUGUCUACGAUAGAUUACGUCCAGAAAAUGAGGGAUCGGAUGAAACAAAAGAGGUAGUCAGAUAUUUUUAAAUUUGUAAAGGGCCAAUCAAAUUUUAGAGCAAAACGGGUGGAAGUUCAUCCGGGAUACGAUGCUACCGGCUCAACCGGCGGCCAUGAUGUUCGUCAGGUGUGA